Messenger RNA from Mya arenaria, 2387 nucleotides. RefSeq lists its product as uncharacterized. Bases 123 to 1916 code for a protein of 597 amino acids. The transcript is spliced from 10 exons. NCBI's taxonomy places the organism in Eukaryota, Metazoa, Mollusca, Bivalvia, Myida, Myidae. The record is from RefSeq and is a predicted model, not a curated record.
AACCAUAACGAGCAGACGUAUAUAGUGUGUUUAAGUAAUAAAUAUGGUAUAAAAUGUGUAUCUAUAUAUAUAUACACCGGGAAACGAUAAUAGGUUAAAAUAUUCAUAUAUGUGGUAGGACAAUGAUCGUUUUCUUUUGGUUUGUUUUUGGGACAAAUGUACAUUUUCUAGUGCAUAGUUAUUUCAUCGAGACACAACCAUCGGUAUGGGGAAAAGCUUCAUGUCAAAUAGCAUUUCCAGUCCUGAAUUUCUCUGGGAGUACACCUUCUAUAGAUUCAACCGAGGAUAUUUCGAACCUAACAAUUCCUGGGAAAGGUGUUUGGAUUGGCUAUUAUCAAGCAAUGGUUACCUACACAUAUGUCGGAAACGGUCGAAGGGAUCAGUAUGAAGGGCAGAUUUAUGACGUACAAAGUCUUGGCGACUGCAUAUCCGCUACUGGAUGUAAAACCUUCGGGUUAUGGAAAUCAAAUACAGGCCUUACAUGUAAAUGUGCCUUGGGAUAUACAGUAUUUGCCAACAUAUCUUGUGAUUCACAUUGCAAUGACUCGAACUUUGAAUUUCCGUGUGGAAUGGCAGAGACCAAUAUAAUGUCUGUAUACAACACAGACAAUGAAAGAAUAAUAUCAAAGACGGACGACACAUGUACGUCGAUUGAAUGCAGUUGCCUCUCAUUCACAUACAAUAAUACUCCAUCCGAAUACAUAUUUAAAUGGAGGACAUGCAUGAAGAAAGAUUUUUCCCUUCAACCCCUUUGCAAUAACCAUAACUUUUCAGAUGAUAACCAAACGGCUGUAAUUCCGAACUCUGUUUUUAAAGAAACGUGGGCAUCUGCAUCUGAAGUGUGUUGUGCUGCCGGAAAAUAUCCAGCGACAUAUACAAGCAUAUUGAGCACAUCGUUUUCUAACACUGUUGCCGGACAAGAGCGUUGGACAGGGGUCAUAAGAAAAUUGUCCACUAUAAAACGAACCGAAAAUUUCACCCUCUACGAAAUACCUGCGGUCUCGGUCGCUGUUCUGCAUGAAAAUGGUACGGUUGUGUUUAAAGAUGGGACUCAACCUAGAAAGCACUUAUGCCAUCCUCCAAUUUCGAACACAACAACAUCAACAAAAUCGUACACAGCACCGGAAGAAACAACGGCGUCGCUAGGCACAGAAGACUCAGGAUCCACGGCCGGUCUCGCAGCUGGUGUGUCCGUUUCUCUAGUUUUACUUAUUGUUGGUGCGAUCAUUGUGUUGAUGUUCUUAAAAAGGAGGAAACUUCUACCGAAGUGCCACAAACAAACUGAUGAAACAAGCAAUCAUACCGCAAACACAGCGACAGAAAAUUCAUACAUAUCAACACCGGUAUUUGAAUCUAGCACAAACACAAUGCAUGACUUGACAGCUUCCAAUCAUUCUUAUUUUGUACUUGAAAAGACAUUUGGCGGAGUGAAUAAAAUUGAUGCUGAUCAUUAUGCAGAGCCAGAUGCGACCGAUUUUGACCAUUGUGAUUUGACCGAAACGCCAGGGAAAGACAUUGUUAACGAUUACGACACAACCGAUGGCAGAAAUGGCACUGCCGCGACUAAAUUGGCUAAGCAAGAUAGCAACUAUAACAAAGUCACUUUACAUCGAUUUAAUGAGUAUGACCAUAUUCAUAAAAAUGGAACUCUGUUAGACAGACAAAUUGAAAAUGAAUAUGAUAUCUCAAGUAACAUUAUAAACGGCAAACGCAAUAAACGUUGUGGAGAUGACGAUAAUACAUAUAAUCAAUUGCACAAACAUAAUUUGAAGGGUUCUGGCAAGGAUGAUAUUCAUGGAAAGAGGGAAGCAGAUGGCGACAGUGGAUACGAUACUUUCGGAGAUCUGAAAGGUAGCCGGAAUGCAGCUGCAAAAGAACCGGAGAAUGGUUAUGCCGUGGUUAAAAAAAAAUGGUAGAGUUCGGUGCCAGUCAAAGGACAUAUAAUUACAUGACUUGAUCAUUUAAAGUUAUCUUACUUUCAGGCUGAUUAAAACAAUCAACGUUUUGUACCUAUUGUUGAUAAAACCGUGAGAAAUGUUUAAUUAAUGAAAAGAAUAACUCAACUAGGUUUCCGUUCAAUCCUAUUACGGAAGAUGUGCCCCAUCUGUUAAAUGGUAUAAAUGACAUGCUUAACCAGGUUAUACACUUUUAUAUUUGUGUUUGUAUCUUAUUGUGUAUGCUUUGUGUUGAAAUAUCUGUUUCUCGUCGCCAUAGACACAAGCGUCAUUUUUUUGUAACUACAUGUGUAAACUAACAAAUUACUCUUUGCUGUUAAGAGCCAUUAUUAUAUCUAGGUAAACGUAAAACAAAUGAACUUUUCGCUAUAAUAUAUAGUUGUUUGAUUAAUGUUUUAAAGUUUUUUGAUAACACAAAACUGUUGUUAUUUC